ACUCCUGGGCUCCUAUCGCCCGCCCUGCUCCCUGCUGGGCGCCGCGGGUCUCGAUCCUGGAGAGAAAACAGACGGAAUACCCCGGAGCUGCCUGGGUGGGGAAACACCGCCUCAGCGGAUUUGAAAGGGCUUUGAGAAGAAGCAUGCCUUCUGUUUGGGAGACUCCCGGUGGAUCAGAAGCAAUGCCUGAGACAGUGAUGAAAAUCAUUGGAAGUAAACACUUUCGGUACCUUGUGGAGAAGCCAAAGAUCAAGGAAUAUGAGAACCUGAAGGCAGAAACUCAAACAGUACUCCAGAAAUCCGUGACUGGUGGUGCAAAGCAGAUGAGCAGAGACUCUCCAGCUCCUACUAAUCCUACCGAUCAUCAAAUCAAUCAUAACUCAGAUGAUAAGGAAGAAAGCAAGCACCCAGAGAACAAUCAGAAACCAGAGAACAACCAGAAAUUCCUGACAGGAGCACUCAGGAGCAGAUUUCUGGAUGGCAAAAUUCCCAGCCAGGCAAAUGCCCGCUGCAGCUCGGUACCAACUGGAGACCAGUCCCUGUCCUAUAUCCAUGGCCUCCCCAGGAGAAACAUUAGAGACCGGCCCUUGGAACAGAUGGCAAGGGACAGCUCUGACCAACCUGAGGAUUUUGGCCAGAGGCCAAGUGGAACAACAAGAGAAGAUGCUUUUCUUCUUGCCCUGGUCAGAAGAGAACUCAGAUCAUGCCCUUUGAGUUCUGGCUUACUAGAAAAUUUCCAGAAAGAGCUGAAGACCCUGGAUCCUAUCUCUUCAGGAUUUCUUCUCCAAUCUCAACUGAGCCGCCUUUUCUUGAGGCAUGAAGUCCCUCUACAGUUACCAACAGUCACGAUCCUUUGCCAGAGAUUUUCUAGGAGGGACUCUCCAGAAAUGGUGAAUUAUGGAAAGCUCCUCUGGUUUUUAAGAGCUGCAGCUUUAGAGGAUCCACAGCAAAGCAAAGAAGCUGUGGGCAGCAACCCGAGGAAAUCUCAGGGUUGUCAUCAUCAUGGCCAAAGUACGACUCCUCGAGAUGCCAGCCUUUGGUCAGAAGUGGGCAAGGACCUAUUGGAGAUCCUGAUGGCACUAAGGACAACCCAUGGAAAACUCGACCUAGAGGGCCUCAGUCUGGGUUUUCAGAAAGAAGACCACUCUUUCUCUGGCUCCCUGCCCCCCGCGAAGGUCACGGCUAUAUGUGGAAAGCAUGGAUUAUAUCUAACUUCGAAUCUCCUGGAAACAUUGCUAAACCAUCAAGAUUUGGGGUACCACGGUGAAAUAAAAUGGCAGAAUUUUGUUGAAUUAUUGAGCAAAGCUUCCUCUGAUUUGUCACAUGAUUUGCCUACAGGAAAGAAUGUAAAGAAAACCUCUGGCACUGCAAAGCAGGCUGAAGUCCCUGAGAUGUCUCCAGGCAAAACAGAACAUAUGAAAACUCCAGAAGAGGAGCCGCAACCAGAAAACCCUCCUGCUGAGAUUUCAGCUCCCAAAGAUCCCCUGAGUGCUCUGAAGGUCAGGCCAGUCUCACAGCCUCCUGUGAGUCCGACGAUGAAGAACGAAUCUGAAGAAUAUGACACAUGGAUCGACAGGUUCAGGAAGCUGGAAAAUGCCCUCUACCUGUGUGAUCUGAGUAAUACAGGAGUUCUGGAGAAGGAAAGGGCCAGACGCCUCAUUCACAACUACAAUCUCAUUUACAACCUGUCCCUGAGCCCUCGGAAAAUCGACCAAGCCUUGAGGAGAUUCUGUGUGGGAGAAAAUAUGCUCUUGGAGCCAGCACUUCGGUACUUAAAGGAGCUAUGAUAACAAGCCCAUAUUGUGAGAACAGAUGUUUCCUUUAUCUUCAUUUUUACCCAGACACGUGUUUCUCCCCGGCCUGAGUGAGGCCAAUACAGGGACUGGAGAUGGUUUGGACUUGGACUUCUUCUCUGGCUAUGAUCCUUCCUCAUAAGCAGCUCAGAGUGACCCGAGAAAACGGGGUUUCGUCUCCUGAGGUGGCA
This is a messenger RNA of Callorhinus ursinus (northern fur seal), 1984 nucleotides long. RefSeq names its product chromosome unknown C1orf87 homolog (gene CUNH1orf87). Lineage: Eukaryota; Metazoa; Chordata; Mammalia; Carnivora; Otariidae. The record is from RefSeq and is a predicted model, not a curated record.